This is a messenger RNA of Harpia harpyja (harpy eagle), 774 nucleotides long. RefSeq names its product protein SCO2 homolog, mitochondrial (gene SCO2). NCBI's taxonomy places the organism in Eukaryota, Metazoa, Chordata, Aves, Accipitriformes, Accipitridae. The record is from RefSeq and is a predicted model, not a curated record. Gene Ontology annotation, biological process: mitochondrial respiratory chain complex IV assembly.
CCCCGCCAUGUUCCGGGCCCUGCUGCCCGCCCGCCGCCUGCUGCCCGCCCGCCGCCCGCCGCUCCCCCGCCGCAACCUGGCGGCGCGGGCGGCGGCGGGGCAAGGUCUGCCGCUGGGACGGCGUUUGGCGGUGGUGGCGGCAGCGGGGUCGGCGGCGGCGGCGGCGUGGCUGUACCUGCGGGAGGAGAAGGGGCGUCGGCAGCAGGCGCGGCGGCGGGCGGAGCUGCGGGCGUUGGCGCUGGGCCAGGGCGACUUCCGGCUGCUGGACCAGGAGGGUCGUCCGCGGCGGAAGGCCGACUUCCGCGGGCAGUGGGUGCUGCUCUACUUCGGCUUCACCCACUGCCCCGACAUCUGCCCCGAGGAGCUGGAAAAGCUGAGCCGGGCCGUGGAGCUGCUGGAGCGGGAGCCGGGCCUUCCUCCCCUCCAGCCCCUCUUCAUCACCGUUGACCCCCAACGCGACGACGUGGCGGCCGUGAGGCGUUACGUCCGGGAUUUUCACCCCCGGCUCCUGGGGUUGACCGGCAGCCCUGAGGAGGUGCGGGCGGCCGCCGACGCCUACCGCGUCUACGCCAGCGCCGGCCCCGAGGACGAGGACGGCGACUACAUCGUGGACCACACCGUCCUCAUCUACCUGCUGGGGCCCGACGGGCUCUUCCUCGACUACUACGGACGCAGCAAGACGGACGCCCAGAUCGCCCAGAGCGUCCGCCGGCACAUGGAGACCUACGAGCCCCUCCUCGACUGAGGACAAUAAAUACGCCUGCGCCCCCAAAA